CAGGCGGCGCCGGAAGUGGUGUGAUUUUUGUCUCCCGCUGCCUGCAGGUUUCCUCUCGGAGAAGCUCGGAGUACACACAGCGAUCAUGGCGGAUGUUCUGGAUCUACAUGAGGCCGGCGGGGAGGAUUUCGCCAUGGAUGAGGACGGGGAUGAAAGUAUUCACAAGCUGAAGGAGAAGGCCAAGAAGAGGAAAGGCCGAGGAUUCGGUGCAGAGGAGGGGUCCCGUGCCCGCGUCCGAGAGGACUACGAAAGCGUAGAACAGGAUGGAGAUGAGCCCGGUCCUCAGAGAUCUGUGGAGGGCUGGAUCCUCUUUAUCACCGGGGUCCACGAGGAGGCGACAGAAGAGGACAUCCACGAUAAGUUUGCGGAAUUCGGAGAAAUCAAAAACGUACAUCUGAACCUGGACCGGAGGACAGGCUUCCUGAAGGGAUACGCAUUGGUGGAAUACGAGACUUACAAAGAGGCCCUGGCAGCUAUGGAAGGCUUGAACGGUCAGGACCUUAUGGGGCAGCCGGUCAGCGUGGACUGGGGUUUUGUUCGUGGACCACCAAAGGGAAAAAGACGAAGCGGGCGGAGGAGGAGCAGAAGUCCAGACAGGAGACGACGUUAAAGAUUCCCCAUCACAUCCUCAUCCUACAUCAGUUUCAGUUCUGAACCUUUUAGUGUUUUUAUUAUACUAUGUUUGUUAGAGUGAUUUAAUUUGGGUAUCUGUGAGGUGCUGGGUGCACCUCCUCCAGGGUAAGGGCGCAGUCUGGUCUGAAGAU
Nanorana parkeri is the source of this 764-nucleotide messenger RNA. It is a transcript of the gene RBM8A, whose product is annotated as RNA binding motif protein 8A. The transcript has 6 exons. The record is from RefSeq and is a predicted model, not a curated record. Lineage: Eukaryota; Metazoa; Chordata; Amphibia; Anura; Dicroglossidae. Gene Ontology annotation, biological process: RNA splicing. The coding region runs from base 86 to 610 and encodes 174 amino acids. Gene Ontology annotation, molecular function: mRNA binding. Gene Ontology annotation, cellular component: cytoplasm; nucleus; exon-exon junction complex.